Messenger RNA from Trypanosoma cruzi, 534 nucleotides. RefSeq lists its product as uncharacterized. The transcript has a single exon. NCBI's taxonomy places the organism in Eukaryota, Euglenozoa, Kinetoplastea, Trypanosomatida, Trypanosomatidae. Bases 1 to 534 code for a protein of 177 amino acids. The record is from RefSeq and is a predicted model, not a curated record.
AUGUCCACGCGCAGUUCCAGGCGGUGCGGAUUCGAUUGGCGCCGAUGCAGGAGUUGCUCAUGGUCAUCAAUGGAACGACAACUUGGCGACCAUCAGCACUCCGCACGGCCCGUCACAAGUCUCCACCACUUCUGCCACGGGAAGAAGGAAUGCGUCCGAUACGGCAGAGACAAUCGAAAGAUCCUGCAAAUUCAUGGCGCGCCGGAGGCAGUAGAGCUGUUGCUCGGCGUACGGGGCACACAGGGACUCAAGAGGGGAAUUUGUGGGAGGCGGGGAUUUGUCCGGAGGCUUGCAGUCGCACCAUUUGACGGCGUAUUGAAAUGCAUGAUGGAUGCAAAACCUGGCCACAGCUUCUGGAUGCGUCUUGGGCCACCUUUCCGACGCCGGCCGCGUCAGGUCCCGUCACGCAGACAGCCGUGGGGGGAACGAUGCGCCCUGGGCGUGCGCCAUUCGCGGGGAAGAGAUGUUCAUGGAAUCUUGCCGGUUGUUAGGGCGACUGCGCACGCUCAGUCACGUGGAUCCUCCGGACAGUGA